GCUCCUUUUCGCUUGGCUUUCUUCAAGUGCUCUUCUCUCUCUACUUACUAUCGUUAAUAUUUAUUUCGUUAUCUCUUUAUCUCUUUAUCUCUUUGUUUAAAUGCUUUUUUCUUUUUAACGCUGACGCAAGACGUAGCUACGGUAUUUUUUCCCUUUCCGGCCCCUUCUAUCGUAGGUUUCACCGCCCUUCCUCUUCCAUCCUCUGCUGUGCAGCCCGUGCAUCUUCGCGUUCGAGCUUCCGCCCUGCGCUUUUCUUUGGCCCAACAGCAACAGCAAAGAAACGAAAGAGAUGGGCGAUGUCAAGGAGUUUGAGGUGGAGCCGUUCGCGGCUCGCCAGGCCAGGUACAAAGCGGCGCUGACCGAAAUCGCCGCCCUCAACCUCGGGCCCAAGAACUUCAUCACCGACGCGGCAACACUACGCAAGUGGUACAGCCGCGACAAGUCGAGCCACGCCCGCGCCGUUCCGGUCGCUGCGGUGCGCCCCGACACGACGGAGAAGGUCGCCACGGUGGUGAAGAUAUGCGCGAAGCACAAGGUGCCCAUGACUCCCCGCGGCGCCGGUACAGGUAUCGAGGGCGGCUGCAUCCCCUACGCGGGAGGCAUCGUCAUCGACACGGAGCUGCUGAAGCGUCUCGAGUUCGACCUCGAGAACGCCUGCGUGUGGGUCGGCGCGGGGGUGCGCAAGGCGGCGCUGAACAAGGCGGCGGCGAAGCACGGCUUUCUCUUCGGCCCCGACCCGUCCUCCGACCCCUUCGUCGGUGGAAUGGUGGCCUGCUCCGGCAGCGGCAUGUGCACGCUGCGCUACGGCACGACGCGUGAAAAUGUGCUGUCGCUGCGCGUCGUGACGCCGGCGGGGGAUGUGUUGCAGACACGGCAGGUGGUGCGCAAGUCCUCUGCCGGGCUGGAGCUGACGCAGCUGUACAUUGGGUCGGAGGGCACGCUCGGCGUUGUGUGCGAGGUCUGCUUCCGCCUCUUCCCGAUUCAGAAGUACAACGCAGGCGCCGUCUGCGUCUUCGACUCGACCACGUCGGCCGUGAAGGCGGUGGUGGCGAUGAAGGAGGGCGACGUGCCGCACACACUACUGCGGUGCGAGAUGAUGAACAAGGAGGGCGUCACCGCCGCCAAUUCUUUCAGCGGAACGCACCUGCCUGAGGCACCGAUGGUGCUGCUCGAGUUUGUGUCCAACGACCGGCGCCGGAGGGACCUCUACAAUGACUUUAAGAAGGUGUCGGCAGUCUUCAAGAAGCAUGGGGCGCGGGAGUUGCGGUACCUGAAGGACGGCAAGGCCCUGGACAGCGCCUGGGAGUCGCGCCGCAACUGCCUCUUCUCUGCGAUGCACUCCGACAAGGCAAAGGGCCUGCAGCACGUCAUCACCACCGAUGUCUGCGUCCCGAUCAGCCGCCUCGCCGAGUGUGUGACGGCGACGGAAGAGGACUUCAAAAAGGAGAAGGUGCCGUGUCUCAUCUGCGCGCACAUCAGCGACGGCAACUUCCACGCGUUGAUUCCGUACAAGAGCGCCGAGGACUUCAAGCGUGGUCGUGCGUUGGAGUCCCGCAUUGUGACGCGCGCUGUGCAGAUGGGUGGCACGGUUUCAGGCGAGCACGGCGUGGGUGUCGGCAAGGUACACCACCUCGUGCAUGAGCACGGCAAGGCCCACAUCGAGGUGCAGGAGCGCAUCAAGAAGGCUCUCGACCCCGACAACAUCAUGAACCCCGGCUGCUUCUACCCAAUUCAGCAGGUCCUCUUCCGCACGGCUCACCUGUAG
Leptomonas pyrrhocoris is the source of this 1765-nucleotide messenger RNA. Its product is annotated as D-lactate dehydrogenase-like protein. The record is from RefSeq and is a predicted model, not a curated record. The coding region runs from base 290 to 1765 and encodes 491 amino acids. Gene Ontology annotation, cellular component: mitochondrion. Gene Ontology annotation, molecular function: FAD binding; D-lactate dehydrogenase (NAD+) activity; D-lactate dehydrogenase (cytochrome) activity. Gene Ontology annotation, biological process: lactate catabolic process. Lineage: Eukaryota; Euglenozoa; Kinetoplastea; Trypanosomatida; Trypanosomatidae. The transcript has a single exon.